AUGGCUCCCACUGCAAUUCCCACACCUCACCCUGAGGAAUCAGCCAGUACAUUGGAGCAUACCAGCAUUUUCCACAAGAAGGGCGCCGACCUCCUCAACUUUGCUGUGGGAUCAAAGAGUGGCAAGAGCACGAUCCCCAAGAUUCCCGACUUCAAUACAAAGGAGGAGGAACGCCAAUAUGCCAAAGAGCACCUCGCGUGUGCGUUCCGUGUGUUUGCUGCCAACGGGUUUGACGAGGGCCUAAGCGGCCACAUGUCGCUCCGUGAUCCCGUCGAGCCCAAUACCUUUUGGAUCAACCCAUACUCUAUGCACUUUGCCGACAUCACUGUCUCGGAUCUCGUCCGGGUCACAGAGGAGGCCGGGGUCAUUGAUGGCAUCCACUCCGUCAACGCGGCCGGGUUCGCAAUUCACUCAGAGAUUCAUCAAGCGCAUCCCUGGGUGAACGCAGUCUGCCAUGCCCACUCUACCGCCGGCAAAGCCUUCAGUGUGUUCGGCAAACCCGUUGCUCCCCUGAUGCAGGAUGCACUCAAGUUCUACAAGCGACAAAGCAUACUCCAUGAGUACCAUGGUCCCGUCUUGAACACGGACGAGGGCAAAGCCAUUGCCGCAGUCAUCCACCAAGAUACCAACAUGGUUAUCCUCCGAAACCAUGGCUUAUUAUCCAUCGGAACCAGCAUUGAUGAGGCCUGCUAUUGGUUCACGGCCUUUGACCGGUGCUGCCAGGCUCAGCUUCAUCUAGGAUUCUGGGGGCCAGACAACGAGGCUGCUCCCGCUCCCAUCGCAGCCGGCACUGCUUCGGCUACCGCCAAACCGUCCAAGCCCUUGACGGGCCAGGAGCGUGCUCAGGCUUUGAUGCGCAAUGGCCAAGACCGCCCUCUCGAUGUCUUCACCUACGGAGGAUACCCCUUGUCAGGCCACCAGAGCAAGCCAGUGAAGCAGAUACGCAUCCCCAAGUUCGCUUCGCCAGAGGCUGAGCGUGAGUGGCGCAAGCUACACCACGCUGCCGCCCUGCGCUGGUUGGGGUUGAAUGGCUACAACAACGAGGGCGCCGGUGGCCAUGUCACUGUCCGCGAUCCGAUCCUACCUGACCACUUCUGGAUCAACCCCCACGGAGUCUCCUUCACCCACAUGAGGCCCGAGGAUCUCUGCCUCGUGAACGAGCUGGGCGAGGUGGUCGAGCCCGGGAACAUGCACGCCAUCAACCCGGCCGGGUUCUCCAUCCACGUCGCAGUCCACAAGGCUCGCCCCGAUGUCGUGGCCGCCUGCCAUUGCCACUCUGUCCCGACCAAGGCCUUCUCUGCCCUCGGUUGCACCCUCGAGCCCAUCAACCAGGAUGCGUGCCGCUUCUACGAGGAUCACAGCAUCUACGAGAGCUUUGGCGGUGCCGUACUGGCUCACGAGGAAGGUCAGCGGAUCGCCAAGGCUUUGGGUAACAACAAAGCCGUCAUUCUCUCUAGCCACGGCAUCCUGACGGUUGCGAAGACGGUGGACGCCGCUACGUUCCUGUUUGGCGCCAUGGACCGCUGCAUCCAGGCUCAGUUGCUCGCGGAUGCUGCCGCGGCUGGUCGUGGGACCCCCACCAUUAAGGUCAGCCACGAGGCGGCCCAGUUCACACAUCGCGUCCCUACGGAUGAGAUGGAGUAUGUCAUGUUCCAAUCAUGUUUUGAAGAUGCUGUUCGGGCUUCAAACGGUGAACUCAAGAUGCACGUUGACGGCGAGCUACCGCGAACUGAUUGA
Molecule: messenger RNA, 1737 nt
Organism: Clonostachys byssicola
Lineage: Eukaryota; Fungi; Ascomycota; Sordariomycetes; Hypocreales; Bionectriaceae
Source: the annotation of a GenBank genome assembly